UGUGUAGGAUCGGCUACGCAAGGGUGUCAGUCACCUGGCCACACCUGCGAGCAAAGACAGCUCAGCUCUGGCAGCAUGGCGGGCUCCAAGGGGCCCCGGGCCGUCGCCAUGCAGUUUCUCGCAGCGUUCCUCGCGAACGUCGUGGCCAUGAACACUGGAUACAUUGUCGGAUGGAGCGCUGUCUCUCUCCCCGUGCUGGAGAGCAACACGACGGAGCCGGGCGUGAACCCACUGGACCGGCCACUGACCAGGGACGAGUCAUCCUGGGUGGCGUCGCUGAUGGUAAUGGCCUCGAUGCCGGGCCCAGCAGUUUCCAGCGCCGUCAGCCGACGCUGGGGCUACAAGCUGGCCGGUUACCUGCUUGGAGCCUUCGACAUUCUGGCCGGCCUCACCGUCAUGUUUGCCCCGUCCCUUCCAGUGCUGCUACUGGGACGAGUGCUCACCGGAUUCGGCGCAGGCUGUUCGCCUGUGGUCUCCACCACGUACAUUUCCGAGGCAGCCCAGGAACACGUGCGAGGGUCGCUCGGCACCUUCUUCGCCCUGAUGUUCAACGCAGGUGUGCUCGUCGCCUACAUCGUCGGCGCCGUGGCUCCCUAUAGGAUCGUGUGCGCCGGCGCCGUACUUCUCCCGGCACUCUACUUGUGCUCCUUCUUCUUCCUGCCAGAAUCUCCACAGUACCUGCUGUCCAAAGGCCGAAGAGAAGAAGCUGCAGAGUCGCUGCGCUGGUUCCGUGCCGCCGGUCACGACGUCGACGCAGAGCUCAAAGCCCUACAGUCCACUCUGACUACGGGGACGGUAGAAAAGGGGCACAAGCGGCUGUCCAUACCAGAGUUCUUCAAAGAUCGCGCCGCCCGCCGCGGCUUAAUCGCGCUCGUCGUGCUCAUCCUGAACCAGCAGCUGUGUGGCGGCAUGACCAUCCUCAACUACGUGGUCGAGAUGCUGUCGUCGACGGGAAACGGAGGCUCCGCCGCCUGGUCCGCCGUCGUGGUGGCGACCCUCCAGUUCGCAGCGACCUUCCUGUCUUCGGCGCUGGUGGACCGAGCCGGAAGGCGGCCUCUCCUCUUGGCCACCAACGCCGGCAUGGCUGCUUGCCUCACCGCCCUCGGCGGGUACUUCUUCGCCAAAGCCAGCGGCUACGACGUGGACCCCGUCUGGUGGCUGCCCGCCUCUGUCAUGUCCUUCUCGCUCGUGCUCGGCGCCAUCGGCAUCGGGUCUCUGCUCUUCGUAAUUCUGAACGAACUCUUCUCUCCGGACGCGCUACCAGUCGCCAUUUCUGUUGGACUCGCCCUGCAGACUGUUGCCACAACGGCGGUUCUGAAACUCUAUGUCGUGUUGGUCGCCUGGCUGCAGCCCUACGGAUGUUACUGGUUUUACGCCGUCUCCUGCAUACUUAGCAACGUGUAUAUACUACUGUUUUUGCCAGAAACGAAAAAUCGCCCCAUAAAGGACAUUAUUUCUGAUCUAAGAGGUGAAUCGAAGAAAACUAGGGCACAUAUACAUCGAUAUGAUCAGGUCGCUGCAGUCGAGAGCCAAACGUAAGCAGGAUAUUUUUAAUAGACAAUAAUCAGAUAUUUAGAUGCGGAGAACGAGUUAACAGUAGGUUCACAGCGGAUGUCGAAACCGCUGUUCAAUGCACCUGAGCAAAAGAUGUAGUCGUUUUCCUUGUACGUACGAGGGUCCCUCCAAAAGAAAUGCACACUAUUUUUUUUAUAAAAUCCAUAUUUUAUUCUACAUGUUUGAAAGUUCUACAGUGUGUAGAUACAUCCUUUAGCAACAAUAUUUUCAUUUCUCCACAUAAUUUCCAUCCCUAUUAAUUGCCUUACGCCAUCUUGGAACCAGCACCUGUAUACCCACAUUGUAAAAUUCUGGACCUACCUGUUGGAGCCACUGUUUGGCAGCGUGCACAAGGGAGUCAUCAUCUUCAAACCUUGUUCCACGAAGAGAGUCUUCCACUUUCCCAAAGAGAUGACAGUCUCAUGGAGCCAGGUCAGGACUGUAAGGCAGGGGUUUCAGUAUUGUCCAUCCGAGUUUUGUCAUCGCUUCCAUGGUUUUUUGAAUGACAUGUGGCCGUGCAUUGUCGUGCAACAGCAAAACAUCUUGCUUUUGCCGAUGUGGUCGAACACGACUCAGUCGAGCUUCAAGUUUCUUCAGUGUCGUCACAUAUGCAUCAGAAUUUAUGGUGGUUCCACUUGGCAUGAUGUCCACAAGCAAGAGUCCUUCGGAAUCGAAAAGCGGCGUAACCAUAACUUUUCCAGCAGAAGGUGUGAUUUUGAAUUUUUUUUCUUGAGUGUAUUUGCAUGAUGCUACUCCUUUGAUUGCCUCUUCGUCUGUGGUGAAACACGAUGGAGCCAUGUUUCAUCACCUGUCACAAUUCUUCCAAGAAAUUUAUCUCCACCAUCAUCGUACAUUUCCAAAAGUUCGCUGCAUACCGUUUUUCUUGUUUCUUUGGGAGCCAUUGUCAACAUCCUGGAAACCCACCUGGCACAAACCUUUUUCACCGCCAAUACUUUCAGUAUUCUGCAAACACUUCCUUCCCCUGUCCCAACGUAGCGUGACAAUUCGUUCACUGUGAUGCAUCUGUCAACAGUCACCUAUUCGUUAACUCUCUGCACAUUGUCUGGAGCAUGUGCAGCACGAGGCCUGCCGCUGCAAGGACAAUCCUCAAUAUUGCUGUGCCCGCUUUCAUCACGUAACCUCUUGUCCACCGACUAACUGUACUGCGAUCGACAGCAGCGUCUCCAUACACCUUUUUCAACAUCUUGUGGAUGUUUACCACUGUCUCGCUUUCGCAGCACAGGAAUUCUAUAACAGCACGUUGCUUCUGACGAACGUUAAGUGUAGCAGCCAUCUCGAAAACAUGCUGUGAUGGCGCCACUCACGGAAACUGGUUGAACUAAGUUUGAAAACAAGCGGGAAGGAUGUAUCUACACACUGUAAAACUAUCACACAUGCAGAAUGAAAACUGUAUUUUUACAAAAAUAUUGUGCAUUUGCUUUGGAGUGACCCUCGUAUUAUGGACGGUAUGCUGAGAUGUCUUUAUGGACAUGGAUAUUAAUCCAAACGACGUGCGCUAUCAUUCACACGUCAAGCGAUGAACAAUGUACACGCAUCAGGAAUAGUGCCUUGUACUACAGUGCGUCAUUACCUUGUAACUGCUCACACUUUGUGUUUGAAAUAUCUUCAGCACAGGACGAGGACUAAAAAAUGAAGUGUGCUAAUGUGCAACUUUACACACGGCAUUUCAAUAAUCAUGACAGUAUUAAUGGCGAUAAGGAACUCAACUAUUUUCAGAAAACUGAGCAUUGAAAAAUUAAUAAAUUAUAAUAAGUGAUUUAGAAGCUCUAAAUAAUGGCCUCACAUAUGUAAUGAAUACUCAUAAACUGUCUAGGACGCUUAUUUGCAUUUCACUACUGAUUUUGUGGUCAUAACCAAUCUUUCAUUUCCAUUUAUUGUGAAAUUUUAUGUAAUGAAUUAGAUUAGUCACGCUCAACAUUGUCCACUUCUGUACACAUUGUAGAAAAAUACAGUCAAACUGGUCUCCUUAUA
This is a messenger RNA of Schistocerca gregaria, 3546 nucleotides long. RefSeq names its product facilitated trehalose transporter Tret1-2 homolog. The transcript is spliced from 2 exons. Gene Ontology annotation, cellular component: membrane. Gene Ontology annotation, biological process: transmembrane transport. The record is from RefSeq and is a predicted model, not a curated record. The coding region runs from base 76 to 1539 and encodes 487 amino acids. NCBI's taxonomy places the organism in Eukaryota, Metazoa, Arthropoda, Insecta, Orthoptera, Acrididae. Gene Ontology annotation, molecular function: transmembrane transporter activity.